CCGAAAACUCUUCGCGGGAGUUGUCUGGGAGGCCGCGGGGAAUGCUGGGUCAAAGAUGGCGCCAAAGUCGAAGGCAUGUGUUGAUGUGGGAAGAGUUAUUUCAUUUUUUACGGAUUUACAAAGAAAAGAACCGGAUUCUUGUUAACUGUGGAGAAUCAAAACUGACUGUAAAAUAUUCAUGUGAUGUUAGAGGAACGCAGAGGAGAGUACGAGUGCGUCAAAGAACAAAUUUGUGUUCCACGUGCCAGUGUCGUCGAACGUCGAUUUUCGCUUUGCAGACUCUAGUCAGGAGAAGGCUCAGAACAGAAGGCUCUAGAGAGAAGGUUCAGAACAGAAAAUCAACAGAUUCUUCUGCUUCCCCCAAAACAUCAAAGAAGCAGAUGAAAGUGCCAGGGAAAAAGUACAAGACAAAGAACUUGUCUUAUCAGAUAGUGAGACUGAUGGAAAAAGAUGGGUUCAAAAGUGAACGGUGCUGCACCAUUUUCUCUACACUAACACCAGUGGUCUCAUUGAAGAUGUUCUAGAGAAUCUUCAACAUGGAAUUCAAUCUUGGAUGUGGCCUUCCAUGAUCUGGCACGUGUUCAGAGUGUGAUUCCCUCUGCUUGGCUAUCUAAACAAGGAAUGAGGAAAAUGAGAGGGAAAAAUGGAAGAAGGCACCAGGUGGACAGUAAAGAGGUGUGUAGCUUUGUAUUCUCACAUACAUGUGCAUGACAUAUAAUAAUGUAAAUACCUGGUAUUGUCUAAAGCAAGGUAAACUCUUGUUCACAUGCUGAUAAGCUGCUUUGAUUAUUGGAAUAGUUUGCUAUAUGGGCUGCCUAAUUGCCUGUGUAACAAACUAUUAAUGGCCAUAUUUACUAUUACAGUAAGCAUAUGUGUGUGGCCUAUCAUCAAGCUGCAAAACUGAGCAACAUGGUUGAGGUGAUGUUCAGAGAUUAUGAGCAUGAAAGAUUGGUACACCUUAAAAUUGGCCUGAGUUCAAACUUGCUGAAACGGUUCUGAGUGAAAUGGACUUCGCGUGAAACAACCACAAUUUUAUUAUUUAAGAAGUUGAAAUUUCCAAAGCCAGUUGGCAAUACUUCUUAAGUCUAUGUUAAGAACAAAAUAAACUAUGCAAUCUGUUUGCACCUCUCAAUGCCAUCCCAUCUGAAAGUGUCCUUAAAUUGUCGGCUUUAUGCUCCCUCAAAACUUUCAGAAAUGAAUAAAGAGCAAAUCUUGCGGAAGCCUCCAUUGCCUUUGCACAUAAACGUUGACACUUGCUGACACAGCAGCAUUUCUUUCCUUUGGCAUACUAUUCUUGGCAGCCAAUUGCCGUGGAAAAUGUUUGGAAAAAGCAGUGGAAGGGUGAGAUGUUUUUCUUGCAUUUCUCAGAAAAUAGAAGAGGUGUACUCAUCUUAAUUAAGGAUAGCUUGGAAUUUGAACUUACAUCUGUGCGGCCUGACAAAGAAGGGCAUUUUAUUUUUCUUGGGGCAUUUUGUUCUUAUUUGUGAGCAUUUAUGCUCAAAACAAAACAAGUGAGCAAACACUCCUUUUGAUCAAAUUAAGGAUGCAUUGGGCUAAAGUGAUAUACCAGUAGAUGAUGACUGUAGGAUCAUAAUUUUUGGAGUUUUUAAUGUUAUUUUAGACCCUGACCUUGAUGGUUUUGUUGGCAAGCCAAAAUUGAAGGAAUUGGCUAAGCAGAUUGAAAACAUUUACUUAUUGCAUGAUUUAGUUGACAUUUGGAGAGCUAGGAAUCCAGAAAUAGAAUGAUUCACUUGGAGACAGAAAACACCGAUAAUCCAAAGAAGGCUUGAUUUUUGGUUAGUUGACAAUGAUCUGCAAGAGGAGAUUGAUCAGGCAAAUAUUAUUCCUUCCAUUAAGACAGAUUAUUCAGCAAUCCUGUUGUCGAUUAACAGAAUAGGGGAACAAGUAUGUGGACCCUCUUUCUGGAAGUUCAAUGGAAGUUUAUUAGAUGAUAAAGACUACAAUCAUAUUAACUUUAGAAAAUGUUUACAAAAUUGAGAUUCUGAAGACCGAGCAUGACCUUCAGUAUGAAUAUAUUGUGCAAGGGGCAAUAAUACAGUGUAUGUUCAAGGGCCAGGUGGUAUGAACAACGGGAGAAAAGUAACAAGUACUUUUUUAAACUUGGAGGGAACUUGGAGAGAACUUGGAGAGAAUCCAGAACAUUAUUAGAGAAGAUCAAUCUCUGACAACGAAUCCAAAAGUAAUCAUUGAUGAACUCGAAGGUUUGUACUCAAAUCUUUACCAGGCAAAUUCAUCAGAGAAAGCGAAACCAUGCCAGACUCCUUUCCAAAGAACAUGUCUGUACCUAAACUUUCUGAAAUGCAGAAAGGGAAAUGUGAGGAAAAUUUUACUA
This is a messenger RNA of Orbicella faveolata, 2353 nucleotides long. RefSeq lists its product as uncharacterized. Lineage: Eukaryota; Metazoa; Cnidaria; Anthozoa; Scleractinia; Merulinidae. The record is from RefSeq and is a predicted model, not a curated record.